Molecule: messenger RNA, 3155 nt
Organism: Seriola aureovittata
Lineage: Eukaryota; Metazoa; Chordata; Actinopteri; Carangiformes; Carangidae
Product: carnitine O-acetyltransferase-like
Exons: 15
Coding region: 1-1968 (655 amino acids)
Biological process (GO): carnitine metabolic process, CoA-linked
Cellular component (GO): peroxisome
Molecular function (GO): carnitine O-acetyltransferase activity
Source: RefSeq, a predicted model, not a curated record
AUGUGUGACCUGCCGACGUUUGAAAGAGCCGUUCAUCUUGAGAUGGUCUGCUCCCUCAACACAGACGCCUGUAUCCAUGCCAUAAGGAGAUUCGCAUGCAGACGAGGCCAGGCAAAGUUGGGCGUGAUGAAACCUUGUACCUUGGGGAAGCCAGUAGCAGCUGGCAGAAACCUGACUCAGCAGAACAUAGUGCCCAGUCUGCCUGUCCCACCUCUGAAGCAGACCUGUGAGCUCUACCUCAGCUUCCUGGAGCCCAUCGUGGAGGCGGAGGAGCUGAAGCAAACAGAGAUUUUGGUGGAAGAGUUUCUGAAAGCAGGGGGGGUCGGAGAGAGACUGCAGAGAGGCCUGGAGAGGAAAGCAAGCAACACUGAGAACUGGUUAACAGAUGACUAUGUGAAGUUUGAGUAUCUGGACAGACGGAAGCCUGUGGUGGUUUAUUCAAACCACGGGAUGGUCCUUCCCCACAUGAACUUCAGGAAUAAACAGGAACAAAUAAGGUUUGCUGCUGAAGUAACAUCAGGUUGUCUGAAUGUAAAGACAAUGGUUGACAAUGACACAUUACCAGUGGAGUACAUGGGAGGGAAGCCACUGUGUAUGAAGCAGUACGACCGGGUGUUGUCAUCCUGCCGUAUCCCCGGUCCAAAGACGGACACUCUGGUGUUCCACGCCAAGACCUCCAACGCCCCCAAACACAUCAGUGUGGUACACAACUGCCAGUUUUUUGUGCUGGACGUGUACAAUAGUGAUGGGACUCUGCUAACAGUGGAUCAGCUCUAUGUUCAGCUGGAGAGGAUCUGUAAGGCCUCACCACAGACCACCACAGAGCCUGUCGGCAUUCUCACCACCCAGAACCGAGACGUCUGGAGCAGAACCUACAGCAGCCUCAUCCAGGAUGAGACCAACAAAGAAUCACUGUCAGCUAUCGAGAGGAGCAUCUUUACUGUGUGUUUGGACAGAGCAACCCCCCAAGAGCCUGAUGAGAUGCGUCACAGUGCUAUUCUGCAGAUACUGCAUGGAGGAGGCAGCCAGUGUAACAGUGGAAACCGAUGGUUUGAUAAGGGGUUGCAGUUCGUUAUUGGAGAAGAUGGGACGUGUGGUGCGAACGGCUCACACUCUGCUGCUGAUGGUACAGCCUGUAUGGGGUUAGCUGACCAUACUGUAGCAUUCAUGAUGAAGCCAAAGAUGACUCAGUCUCGCACGGAGCCUCUGCCCCUGCCCAAGAAACUACAAUUCAAAAUCACGCCUGAGAUCAAAAAGGACAUUGAGGAGGCCAAGCAGCACAUUGACAGAAUGGCCCGAGACCUGAAUCUGAGGGUUACAGUGUUUGAGCACUUUGGGAAAAAUUACUUGAAGGCCCACAAGAUGAGCCCAGAUGCUUUUGUACAGAUGGCUUUACAGCUGGCCUACUACAGGAUGUACCAGCAGUGCUGUUCGACGUUUGAACCCGCUUCCCUGCGUAUGUUCAAACUGGGCCGUGUAGCUGGGAUCCAUUCAACCUCGAAAGCAUCCGCCACCUUUGUCAAGGCCUUUGAUGACCCCAACAUAAAGAACUCAGUGAAGGUGGAUUUAUUGGACAAAGCUAUAAAAGCUCACAAGUGGUACACUCACAUGGCAGUCAAUGGUCAGGCAAUAGAAGGACACCUAUUGGGUUUGAGGAUGCAGACUGGGGAGGAAAACAUCUCCAUGCCUGAACUCUUCACAGACAGCUCCUUCACCAAAGCCUUUAACUAUCAAAUCUCUACAAGUCAGGUAAUAUCAAAGUCCAGCAGUCUACCAUGUGUUGGCCCUGAAACCCCCGACAUAUACGAUGUGUGCUACAGUGUUCUGAGCGAUCGCAUCAGCUUAAUAGUGUCCCGCUUUGAACCUCCCAACACCUGCAAAGUAAAAAAUGCAGAAUGUCUCAUAGAAGCCAUGGUGGAUGCACUGUUGGACAUGAGGACAAUGCUGGAACUCCAAGAGGCAGUCUGACACUAAAACAGACUUAAAGCACUAGUUUGACAAAUUUCAUUAUUCAUCUUCUUGCCAAGUGACAUCUGAAAAGAUCUAUACCAUUCUCAUGUAUGUCACUUAAAUGUAAAGCUACAUCCAGCAGCAUGUUAGCUGAGGAGAGGAGUUUACUGUUUUAUCUAACACACAAUUAAACCUAAAAUCAUAAUUGAUCUGUUUCCGCCUGUUUCCAUCUGUCAUGGUAAACUAAACUAAACUGGAUUUAGUCUUAGAUUUAUCAGAUGGAUAUGAGAAAUGGUAUCAAUCAUCUCAACUACUGUCAUCAAGAAAGAAUCUACUGUAAGUGUUAAUGUGCCAAACAAAGUUUUUUAGUUCUCUUCCAACCAUAUACAGCUAUGACCAUCACAGUUUUUGUACAUACUCAACUUGCUGCUUCUUUUUACUCUCUUAACCUCCUUCAUAGCAUUUUAAUUUAUGUGAAAUAAGAAACAUUUGUUGUGUCAGUAUGUGUUCAUAUUCAUGUUGUGUAGCUCAGGUUGUGCUCAGAGAGAGAGUCACAGGAGUAACAACGUCAAAACCAAAAUAUGUAAGGGCGCCUCGGUGGCUCACCUGAUAGAGCGCUUUCCAUUAGGACUCAGUCUUUACCAGCGCCCAAACCCGACCCUCAACCCUUUGCUGCAUGUCAUCCCCUCUCUCACUCACCCCCAACCUUCCUGUCUGUCUCUCACUAAUAAAGGCAUAAAAAGCCCCAAAAAAUAACUUUAAAAAAAAAAGAAGAGAAAAUUCAAAUGUGAGUUGUCGUUGUGAUAAAGGGUUAACAUUUCGAGUGCUAACUGAACUAAUAACUGGAUGUUGUUAUAAUAAAUAUGAGUUAUGUAAAUGACAAAAAUACCACCGUAUGGAGAAAACAUGAUUAGACACAGGUAAAUGAUAUUGACUAUAAUUUAUUUAAAUUUUGUAAGGAAAAAACUGUACACAAGAUAUGAAAAAUAUAAUAAAAACAUAUCAUUACAUCUGAGCCCUUUCUUGUGUCCAAGAUACUUAAAGGUCCUGUAAAUGAAACUUAAAACAGUAAUACAGCAGCAAACUACUUUCUAUUUAAAGAUAUACAGGAGUAAUGGCGUCCUGAGCAAAGAAUGAAGCCACACCCCCUCUGUGUGUGAUGUAAUUUGAGCUUCUCUGUUGGUCUCAGAUGCUGGUGGUCUGGU